Nymphaea colorata (pocket water lily) is the source of this 1649-nucleotide messenger RNA. RefSeq names its product zeatin O-xylosyltransferase-like. The record is from RefSeq and is a predicted model, not a curated record. Bases 44 to 1444 code for a protein of 466 amino acids. Gene Ontology annotation, molecular function: UDP-glycosyltransferase activity. NCBI's taxonomy places the organism in Eukaryota, Viridiplantae, Streptophyta, Magnoliopsida, Nymphaeales, Nymphaeaceae. The transcript has a single exon.
CUCGCCGCCUGCUCUGAAGUUAUAAACAGACACAAACACAAGCAUGUGCCGCGUCAAUAAUGCACCAGUGGUGGUGCUGAUGCUUCCCUUCCCUGCGCAGGGCCACCUGACUCCUCUCCUCCAUUUCUCCCGGCUCCUCGCCCUCCGCCGCCUUCCCGUCGUCUUCCUCGGCUCCUCCGCCCAUAACCGGCAGGCCAAGCUUCGGCUGCAGGGCUGGGACUUGGCUUCCUUCCCCGCCAUCUCCUUCCACGACCUCCCCCUCCCUGCCUGCCCGAUACCCGACCCGGACCCCGAGUCCGCCGUCAAGUUCCCUGCGCACCUCCAGCCCAUGUUCGAUGUCUCGGAUCGUGUCCGGGACCCGCUGGACCAAUUGCUGGCCAAACUCUCGGCUUCGUCCAGGCGCGUCGCCGUCGUGCACGACCCGCUCAUGUCCUUCGCCGCGGAACUCGGGUCCAAGUACCCCAACGUUGAGGCCUUCGCCUUUAGGUGCGUCAGCGCCUUCUCCUCCCUUUCUUUCCAACUCAACCAGCAGAAGGAUCCAAAGCGUGUCAGACCGGACCUGGAUCUGGUUUCGCCGGAGGGCUGCUUCACCAAAGAGUUCCUCGAGUUCGUCCGCCGGCGCCACCAUGGCGUCCCACUGACCAAAGGAGAAAUCUUCAACACGCUCGAUGAGACGGAAGGAGAGUUCGUCGGGAGGCUGUCGAAGAUGCCGCAGUAUAGGAACCGAAGAAUAUGGGGCAUAGGACCCAUCUUCCCGAUCCAAUUGGAGAAGAGUUCGGGUCCGAAACCGGAUCUGUUAAAUUGGCUGGAUAAGCAACCCGAAAGAUCGGUUCUGUAUGUGUCGUUCGGGUCGAUCUCGAGCUUGUCAUUGGCUCAGAUCCACCAGCUGGCCCUUGGGCUGGAGCGCAGCGGUCAGAGGUUCCUGUGGGUUCUUCACUGCGCGGACCGGGGCGAUAUCUUCAUGAAAACGCCCGAUCCAGAAAUCCGUUUGCCCGAGGGGUUCCAGAAGCGGGUCGCCGGGUCCGGUCUGGUGGUCAGGGGGUGGGCCCCACAGUUGGAGAUAUUGAGCCACGGCGCGGUGGGUGGGUUCCUGAGCCACUGCGGCUGGAACUCAUGCAUGGAGAGCCUGAGCUUGGGCGUGCCCCUAGCCACUUGGCCGCUGCACUCGGACCAGCCGGCCAACGCGCAGCUGGUGACCGAGGUGCUGAAGGUAGGGGUGGUGGUCAGGCAGUGGACUGGGGCAGGGGCAGGGGCAGCGGAGGAGGUCGUGGCGGCCGAAAGGAUCGCGAGCGCCGCCAGGCGGCUGAUGGCGGACACAGCCGAGGCUAUAGAGAUCCGAAAUAGGUCGGCGAAGCUGAGGGAUGCAGCUCGGCGAGCCUGGGCUCGGGCUGGGUCGUCCAGCACAGCCUUGAACUCUUUUGUGGAAUUGGUAACCAGGGCAUAGUGCCUUGCUGCAAGCUUUAGCCGACAACUAAACAGCCAAGAGCUCGGGCCGACCCGGUCCAGUGCAAUUUGUUCCUAUACCAUUUGUGAAUUGUUCGUCUCGCAUGUGAUUAAGUUCGUGAUUGAUCUAUGGAUCAAUCAUGUACAGGAAGAUCUAUUGCAUAUGCAGCAAUAAUCUGAACAAAUUAAGGAUUGUUAAUUAAAUA